CACAACCAAAACAAAUCACAAAAAAAAAAAAAUGACCUCCUUGUCUAACGUUCCAAUCAGCUUCCUCCUCUUCUUCACCCUCUUCUUCAUCUCCUCCAAUGCAGCCACCUUCGAGAUCCGAAACGAAUGUCCGUACACCGUCUGGGCUGCCGCAAGCCCAGGCGGCGGCCGCCGACUAGAACGCGGCCAGAGCUGGUUUCUCAAUGUACCUGCAGGCACUGCCAUGGCACGUAUAUGGGGCCGAACCAAUUGCAACUUCGACGGCAGUGGCCGCGGCCGCUGCCAAACCGGCGACUGCGGCGGUGUCCUCGAAUGCAGAGGCUGGGGUGUUCCGCCUAACACAUUGGCCGAAUACUCUCUCAACCAGUACCAAAACUUGGAUUUCAUCGAUAUCUCCGUCAUUGAUGGUUUCAACAUUCCCAUGGACUUCAGCCCGACGUCCGGCGGGUGUCGGGGAAUCCGAUGCACCGCCGAUAUCAAAGGACAGUGUCCGGGGGAACUGAGGACAGCCGGAGGAUGCAAUAACCCAUGUACGGUUUUUAAGACGAAUGAGUAUUGCUGUACAAAUGGACAAGGAAGCUGUGGACCCACAUAUUUCUCAAGGUUCUUCAAAGAUAGGUGCCCGGAUGCUUAUAGUUAUCCACAAGAUGAUCCUACAAGCACAUUUACAUGCCCUGGUGGGACUAAUUACAGGGUUGUGUUUUGCCCUUUGGGGUCUCCUCAUUUUCCAUUGGAGAUGGUUGGAGAUGUGAAAGAGCAGUGAAGAGAAAAUGAAAUUGAAUAAUUAAUGCUGUUUGAGUUUUUUUGAGUCUUAAUUUUUGUUUUUUUGUUUUGUUUUGUUUUUUUUUUUUUUUGUUUUUUUUUUGUUUUUUUUGGUUUGGGGGUUUUUUGUUUCUCUCAAUGCGCUCGAAUAUGUUGUACUCUCCUGUUGUCCGGAUUGAGCUUAGGUGUAUUAAAUAAUACAUGCCUUGAAAUAAUUACAUGGAUAUAAAGGAGACU
Messenger RNA from Ziziphus jujuba (common jujube), 999 nucleotides. Its product is annotated as thaumatin-like protein 1. Lineage: Eukaryota; Viridiplantae; Streptophyta; Magnoliopsida; Rosales; Rhamnaceae. The transcript has a single exon. Gene Ontology annotation, biological process: defense response. The coding region runs from base 32 to 763 and encodes 243 amino acids. Gene Ontology annotation, cellular component: extracellular region. The record is from RefSeq and is a predicted model, not a curated record.